AUGUGUCUCACAUAUUUAACUACCAAUAAACCAGAUCUUCUAUUUGUAAAGCAAGAUGAUGAUAUAAUUCAAGAGGAAUCACUUGAUAAAAAUCAAAUUGUAGAACAAGGUCUAAUACAUGAAUUAUGUGUACCUAUAUCACCUAAAGAGGUCUCAAAUAGACAAGAUAAUAUCAAAAUCAUCAGUCCUUACGUUAGUUUAGAGAAUAUGAUUUUGGGUUUUGCUUAA
Messenger RNA from Funneliformis mosseae, 228 nucleotides. The record is from the annotation of a GenBank genome assembly. NCBI's taxonomy places the organism in Eukaryota, Fungi, Glomeromycota, Glomeromycetes, Glomerales, Glomeraceae.